This is a messenger RNA of Dictyostelium purpureum, 1815 nucleotides long. RefSeq lists its product as uncharacterized. NCBI's taxonomy places the organism in Eukaryota, Evosea, Eumycetozoa, Dictyosteliales, Dictyosteliaceae. The record is from RefSeq and is a predicted model, not a curated record. Bases 1 to 1815 code for a protein of 604 amino acids. The transcript has a single exon.
AUGAGUGAAUUAUCAUCGAGCCAAGAUAUAUCAUAUAUUUUAAAAGCGCAUUCACUUGUCAAAAAAGCACAAGAAUCAGAACAAUUGGGUUUAAUAGAAGAUGCUGUUGAAUACCAUACUCAAGCAUCAAACUAUUUCACCUUGGCGAUUAAACAAACAAAUAAUCAACAAACUAUAUCAGCGCUUAGAGUUCUUUCACAGAAUCAUUUUAAAAAAUCAAAUGACUUACGGAAUUCAAAAUUAAAUAAUUUAAAAAAUAUAAAUACAAACAAUAAUAUUAAUAAUUUCAACGACGAAGAUAAUGAUGAUACAACACCUCAUCUUUUAAUAUAUAAUGAUAAUAACAGUAAUAUCAAUACUUUAGAAAAUAAUAAUAUAAAUUUUAAUAAUAAUUUCAAUAUGUAUAAUAAUAUAAAUAUGAACAAUAAAAAUAAUAUAAAUAAUAACAAUAAUAAUAAUAAUACAAACUAUAACAUUGGUUUUAAUAAUAGUUAUAAUGAAAACUAUAACUACAAUUUAAGUUCCAGUAAUCCAAUUAACAUAAGCAAUAAUGUAAAUAAUAAUGAUUUAAAUCUCAACAAUAAUAAUAAUAAUAAUAGUAAUAAUAAUAAUAAUAAUGGUUCAAAUAACACAAAUAAUAAUAAUGUUGGCAGUUAUUCAAAUAGUUAUAAUAGUAUGUCAGAUAGUACAACUGAUUUAUCACAAAUCUCACCAAAUAGACUUGUAAACUAUAUUAACGAUAGUACCCUUGAAGAUAGUAUAUAUGACAAUGGAUUUUCAAACUCAAUUUUGCAAGGGGGAUAUUAUAUUUAUCCAGAGAAUGGCAAACCAAGAUUUCAUCAAGAAUCCAGUAGCUUACCAUCAAACUUUGGUUCAUCACCACAUUCAACCUUUUGGUUUGGUAUUGAAAAAUUAUUAGAUAUUUUACCAAAACCAAAUGUUUUUGGACUAAAUAAAUACAGCAACAAUCAUCAAGUUCACCAAAGAAAUAAAAGUACAGAUGAAAAAUCAUUAAUAAAUUCAUUUUUUAUUGUUGAUCCCUCAAAAAGAUUACCAAACACUAAUACAAGCAAUAACAUUACAAAUAAUUAUAGUAAUGGCAACUAUAAUAGCAAUAAUAACAACAAUAGUAAUAAUAACCCUAAUAAUAAUAAAUUAUUAAAUAUUAUAAACGAAGAUGAUGAAAAUAAUAACUAUAGACCAUCAUCUUCCCCAAACCAAAAAAGCAAUAGUUACAACAAUAAUAAUAUCAAAAAUAAUUUAAAUAAUAGUUUGGACAAUGACUUGGCAUCAAAACUUAAACAAGUUGAAAUAGAUUUGGUCAAUCACACAGUUGAAACAUUAUUGGAAGAGAACAAAAAUCUUAAACAAGAAAAUGAAUUUUUAAAAGAUAGAAUUAUGCAAUUCAGAAUUGAAAUCGAGAAAAAAACAAAUGCUAUUAGACAAAGUAAAGAUUCAGUUUCAACUCAGCAAAGAUACAAUAACAGACUAUCACAUUCAAUUUCACCAUCCCACGACAUCAACCAAUCUGUUAGUCUUCCAACCAAAACUUCAGCUUCUUUUUACCAAACAAACCUAUCAACUUUAGAAAGUAAUAAUAGUGCAUUUACAAACAACAGCGGUUUAAUGAAUGAAAUCAAACUCUUAAAAGAACAACUUGAGGAAAAAGAUAAAAUUAUUGAAUCUCAAAAGAAAAAAUGGGAUAAAUUGAUAGAAACUGCCAAAAAGAAAAGAGAAUUUAAUUCAUCAACAAAUUCAAAUACCCACUCCUCCAGUAGUUCUCCAUUAUCAAACAGUAUUCACGAACAACAAUAA